AUGAUGCGGGCGAGCCAGAGACUGCAACGAUCCUGUUCCCUCUUCGUCUUCGUCGCGGCCCUGUUUGCCGUCGUCCUCUCGCGACGACGCGACGCGUCGACGACGACGCUCGAUGCGGCGCCGUAUCUCCGUUCAGAAAGUUGGCUCGCGGCCACCAUCUUGCCCCUGAAUUCGAGUGCGCUCAUGCCCCUGGCGGCGCGGGUCACCUACGACGCCCGAGGCGCGGCGGCCAAAUUGGGAUCCUCCUGGGAAGCGGCCGUCGCCGUGCGCUACGCGCCGCGGUACGCGGCGCCCGCGCUGGGCAACAUGAGCUUCGAGGUCGGCACCUUCGCAGCCUUCGAGCUCGCCGUCCCCGCCGCCGGCAACGUGUCCGGCGCGAAGGCGUUCAACGGCGUCGUCGGCGUCGACGGCGCCGGCGCCGUCGUCUGGGCCUACCACAUGGACGGCGCGGAGGCCUGGGACUUCCUGCCGCGCGACGCCGGGGGCGGGGUCCUCCUCGUCGGCAAGGCCGACGCCCGGACCUUCGAGGCGGACCGCAACGGCACGCUCGCGCGGUGGCACGCGAAUUCGGAGCUCCGCGAGGUCGACUUCUGGGCGGGACGCGCGCGAGGCGACGCGACUUCGACGCGCGCGUCGUCGCGCGGUUUCGAGAGCGCGCGCCGACGCUCCGUCGAGCGCUCGACGAGAGGGCGCGACUCGUCGACUUCCUCGGCAGCCUCCGCCGGCGGUCCGAGGUCGCGUGCACGGGCCGGAACCGGAACUACAACCAGGCGUCCCACGAGUGCCGCGUGGACCGGCGCGCGCCGGGGCUCCCCGCGUGGACGACGCAGCUGGGACCGCGCGUCGGGCGCGCUCGAGCCCGUCUACGACAUGCGCGGCGCGGCGCCGCGCGCCGCGCCGCGCCGCGCCGACGGCCCCGGCGGCGGCGACGGCCACGCGUCGCUCCUCCCGACCUUCGACUUCCACCACGUCGACGCGGUGUCGCUCGGCGCGUCCGGCGACCUCGUCGUCUCGAGCCGCACGCUGAACACGGAAACAAAGGAGUCCACCCGACGUCGACGUGCGCGCAUUCGGACGCUGGUGACGCACGUCGUGAGCUGUUCGUCGAGACCUCGCCGAGAGAACGCGCCCCGUCCAAAAACGAGCCGAGGCGGCGUCGAUUCGACCGAACUCGGGAGGUUUCGCGAAUUGGCCGGACUGUCCAGCUCACCGGGUGUCGCCGACACAGGCCUCAACGCGUCGCGCUUCGCCUACCCCUUCCUCGCCUUCGCGAGGGACGCGGACAAGUUCUACGCGCCGCACGCGAGCGCCCGCGCCGCGCGCGCGCGCGCCCCAGCGCGCGACGCGCCGCGGCGCGCGCAGGCCGCGAUCGUCGCGGCGUCGGGCGACCUGCUCGUCGUCGACGACGGCGACUCGCGCCCGGGCUGCACGACCGCCGUCGCGGCCCGGGGGGACGCCGGGUGGUUCCGAGGUCGCGUCGCGGCGGGCUGCUUCUCGCGCGUCGUCCGCUACGCGCUCGACGCCGGCGCGGGCACCGCCGCCGUGGCGUGGCAGUUCGAGUGGGGCGUGGACCUCGCCAGCGGGCGGCCGGGGCCGGAACCGCGCCUUAUACCCGGCGCCGACGCGCGCGCGCCGCGGCGGCGCGGCGCGCUGGGACGCGGCGACGCCCCGCGCCUCGAGGCCGAGCGCGGGCCGGGCUCGCCCGGCCCGUCGCCCGUCUUCGAGUUCGCGCCGGACGGCCGCGGCGAGCGGGGCGGGAACGGGGCGAUUCGAGCGGGGCGAUUCGAGUUCGCGUCGACUCGAGCGUUUCGCGACCCAAAGGAGGGCACACCGAGCGGCAAGUACGACCUGGCGGCCAAGCUCCUACUCCCGGAGCCUCUGGCGAACAACGGCCUUCAGAACGCGUACCGCGUCGUCCCGUGGGACCGGAUCCACGCGGAGUCGCACGACUCGCCACUCUGA
This is a messenger RNA of Aureococcus anophagefferens, 1962 nucleotides long. RefSeq lists its product as hypothetical. The record is from RefSeq and is a predicted model, not a curated record. The coding region runs from base 1 to 1962 and encodes 653 amino acids. NCBI's taxonomy places the organism in Eukaryota, Pelagophyceae, Pelagomonadales, Pelagomonadaceae. The transcript is spliced from 11 exons.